AUGUGGUUCGCACAGGCGGAAGCACAAUUCGUUCUUGCGAAUGUUACCAAGGACGAAACAAAAUUCUACCACAUUGUGGCAAAGGUCGACCAAUCGGUGAUAUGCCACGUCGCCGACUUGGUGUCAGCCCCACCACAGCAGGACAAGUACAAAGCGGUCAAGGAUCGUCUGAUCGCUCGAUUUGCUCUUUCACCACAAUCACGACUGGAGCGGUUGCUCGGUUCCUUCGAUCUUGGUGACAUGCGCCCUACGCAUCUUCUGGCCAAGAUGCAAGAACUGGCCAACGGCCUGAAUGUCACCGACGACCUCCUCAAAAUGCUCUUUUUGCAACGAAUGCCGGCUCACAUUCGGCCGAUAUUGACCAUCAGCGACGGAACGUUGGUCAAGUUGGCGGAAAUGGCCGACAAAAUGGUAGAAUCGCCACAAGCAUCUGCAGUGUCUACCACGUCAACCAUCGACGAGCAAAUGGAGAAAGUGAAGGAGCAACUGGAGGUGCUUAGUGCAGAGUCCCGUCGGCUAAAAGCCGGCCCAUCAACCGGAUCCAGUGGUCGCCGCAGUCGUUCAUCCUCACGUUCCAGAACCGGAAUGGAAAUGUGCUGGUAUCAUCGUAAGUUCGGGCAAAAUGCCGAACGGUGCAAGGAGCCAUGCAAGUACACGCCAAAAAACUAG
Messenger RNA from Aedes albopictus (Asian tiger mosquito), 669 nucleotides. RefSeq lists its product as uncharacterized. The transcript has a single exon. The record is from RefSeq and is a predicted model, not a curated record. NCBI's taxonomy places the organism in Eukaryota, Metazoa, Arthropoda, Insecta, Diptera, Culicidae. Bases 1 to 669 code for a protein of 222 amino acids.